AUGAACUGGUCUGUGUCUGUGCUCAGCACUGCAACCUCCGAUACCGAGCCGACAAUAGUCGUUAAUUUCGAAAGUGGGAAGUAUGUUUUCAAUACCGGCGAGGGCACGGGCCGAUCAUGGCUGCAGAGCAGGCGGCACUGGAGGAAAGCGAGAGGCGUUUUCCUGACCUCUGUUGGGACGCAGAGAUGUAGUGGCCUUGCUGGCGUUCUUAUGUUUUGCGCGGAUGCAAGCAUUCAAGCUGUCAAAGUGAUGGGUCCUCCGGGCAUCACGCAUUACCUCGCUUCCAUGCGCAGCUAUUGCAAGCGUCUCACCAUGUCUGUGAAGGUCAUGGAGGUUCCUUCCGCACCGCCAGUGUAUGCGGCAGGAAACCUGGACGAGCCACAGCCUGCAUACACAGACGAGAAUAUCAGGCUGUACGCGAUCCCGCUUCACGCCGUGCCCGCAUCGCCCGCCGAGGGCGAGAACACCGCAGCUGUGCAUGGCAAGCGGAAGCGAUCCCCUUCGCCCGACUCGUCGUUCAAACGGCCCGCCCCGAGCGACCCAGCCGCGCCAACGACAAGCGAUGAGGACCUUGAGCAUGUACCGCGGCCGCUUCUGGAGCGCAUAGCCGAGUCUGGCUUCUCACCACUCGAACUCUCUGGUGAAGAUGCGGAGGAAUGGCGACGCAUGGUGGUCGCAAACAUGUUCCCGUGCAGCCCGCCCGCCGAGGAGCCCAUCAAGAAGCGGAAGCAAAAGCAGAAGGAUGUCACCCCGCCCGUUGUAGCCGAGGCCGAGCCCCAGCCUGUCCAGCCGCAGGUGGACCCGAUAAUGUACAACGCUGCGUAUGCGCACAGGAGCCGGCGGCUGCCGCCUUUCGCGCACCCAGACAGCGGUCCAGCGACACUGUGCUACAUCGUCGUGGGCCCACGCGUGCGGGGCAAGUUCGACGCGGCGAGGGCAAACGCGCUGGGCGUGCAGGGCAAAUUGCGCGCGUUGCUGACUCAGGGCCAGAGCGUCUCGUUCAUGGUGGACGAUGGCACGGGAAAUAUGGUCGAGAGGACCGUGAUGCCUGAGGAGGUCGUCGGACCCUCCGAGCAGCCGCAUGUCACCAUGAUCCUGGAUGUGCCCACGCCUGAGCACAUCCCUGAGCUCGUCGCGUCAUUCACCGAGAAUCCAUUCUAUGCUCGGUUCCGGUCGAAGGCGGAGGAAGACGCGAAAGAGUAUCAUGUUCACGCUGUCUUCCAUCUUUGCGGCCCCGGAGUGCUUGAGGAUGAACGCUAUAAAGCGUUCAUGCGGGGUUUUGCAGACGGGGUGCAUCACCUAAUAUCCUCACGAGAACAUGGCGCGGACAAUGCCACAUUCACUACCGCUGCCUAUUCGCAGCUGCGAUUGAACCAGCUUGAUCCCGAUAUGUUUCCGCCCCACCAUUAUAGCGUUUUGCCACGACGCGACCUCUCACUGGUACCUGGGCUCCCCCCGCUUGUCGAGCUGCUUCAGCACAAUCGCCUUGUAGAUGUCAGGCCUCCACGCAAGCCUUGCCUUGACGUGCUGGCCCAGCAAUACGAUCACUUUCAUCCCGCGAUUACAGGCUCCCAGGGUGUUUUACUGCCGCCGGCGGUUGCCGAUGUAUUCCGCAAAUCAAGGGCGAAAGUUAAGCAGCUAGCAGCAGCCAGAGACACGAGCAAGAAGCCUGGGGACGAUGUCGAGAUCAUUCCGCUUGGCACAAGUAGCACGGUGCCCAGCAAGUAUCGCAACGUGUCAAGCACCCUUGUCCGCAUCCCGGGAUGGGGGAGCCUGUUGCUUGACGUGGGCGAGGGAUCAUGGGGGCAGCUCGCGCGCAUGUACGGCGACGACAUCGACUCGUGGACAUCGGGUGUCUGGGAGCUCCUGCGAGACCUGAAGUGCAUUUUCAUCAGUCACAUGCACGCUGAUCACCACAUUGGUCUCGCGAAGAUCCUGGCGAUGCGUAAACUCAUGAACCCGCCACCGUCGCAGCCGCUGUAUGUGGUCGGGCCGCGCCACACACUCGUUUACCUGCGUGAGCAGUCUGAAGUGGAGGACUUAGGCGUUGAUCAGGCGGACGGAAACGGCAUUAUCACGAUUCUAUCUGAUAUGCUCAAUUGGAAGCCUGUGCGGCCGUUCUGGAAGAUGCACAAAAAUAGCGAGCCAUAUGUAGACGAGGAGAGGUCACAGCAAGCCGCCAAAAAUAUGUGUCGUGCACUCGGUCUAGAAAGCUUCACCACAGUGGAUGUCUCGCACGGGACACGGUGUUACGGCGUGGUGGUCAAACAUUCCGAUGGCUGGAGCAUCGUUUUCUCCGCCGAUACGAGUCCUUCGGACAAUCUCGUCAUAGCGGGAGAAGGAGCCACUCUCUUGAUACAUGAGGCCUCAUUCGCAGACGACCAAGAAGAGAUGGCUGAACAAAAGGCGCACAGUACGUGCGGUCAAGCCAUUGACAUCGGGCAGCGGAUGGACGCUCAGAACAUCCUUCUAACGCAUUUCUCCGCUCGAUUUCCCAAAAUGCUUCCUGUAAAGACAGGCCCACCUUCGGGUAGGGGGCGGACGCUAGCUUUGGCCCUCGACCACACCCGAGUCAAAAUUGGAGACUUGUGGAAGCUGGACGCUUAUCUUCCAGCUAUUGAAUGCAACUUCGCGGACACGGUGGCUGAGGAGGGCGACGGUGAGCAGGAAGCUGCUACUGUCUCGUGGUGA
Messenger RNA from Postia placenta MAD-698-R-SB12, 2691 nucleotides. RefSeq lists its product as hypothetical. Bases 1 to 2691 code for a protein of 896 amino acids. The transcript is spliced from 11 exons. Gene Ontology annotation, cellular component: mitochondrion. Gene Ontology annotation, biological process: mitochondrial tRNA 3'-end processing. Lineage: Eukaryota; Fungi; Basidiomycota; Agaricomycetes; Polyporales; Adustoporiaceae. The record is from RefSeq and is a predicted model, not a curated record. Gene Ontology annotation, molecular function: 3'-tRNA processing endoribonuclease activity.